Penicillium macrosclerotiorum is the source of this 1674-nucleotide messenger RNA. RefSeq lists its product as uncharacterized. The coding region runs from base 1 to 1674 and encodes 557 amino acids. Gene Ontology annotation, molecular function: protein binding. The transcript is spliced from 2 exons. NCBI's taxonomy places the organism in Eukaryota, Fungi, Ascomycota, Eurotiomycetes, Eurotiales, Aspergillaceae. The record is from RefSeq and is a predicted model, not a curated record.
AUGACCACCACCCUGCCUGUGCGCCCUCCCGACAUGGUCUCCCAGGCGCAAACCACCGAUCACUCCACGCCGCACCAGAGUGCCGUGUCCGUGGUCUCGCGACAUUCUCACUCCGGUCGCCGGCAUCGAUCGGGGCGCUCGCAUCAUGGCGGCUCCCUGCACGCCGCCUCCUCAAACGACUUUCCGAUCUUCACCUACACCGGCGACACCGAGAUUGUCAUUCGCGUCGGCGCGCAGGAACGCCGUUAUCUCCUCCAUCGACUGAUCUUGGCGCAAUGCUCGGGCUUCUUCGAGGCAAGCACCAGCGAAGACUGGUCGCGCCAGACCGUGGUCGCGCCAUCCAAACCUGACGGGUCGGGUUCGUUGUCGCGCAUCAGCGAGGACGAUUCGUUGUCCAAUGGCUCGACGCUGGCGCAGUCGGAACAAGGCGCACUGGCUGUGCGGCCGAGCGAGAAGCGGCGCUGGCGAUAUGAAUUGGACUGGGACAAUCGUGCGGAGGACGAAGAGCCGAUUCUGGUGCAGAAGCAACCGAGUUAUGCCCCCAUGUUCAGCAGUGACCAAUCCACAUAUGUACCGACGAUGACCAAGCCGACCACCGGACAGGCGGGCUUCUUCCGAUCCAUGGCGAAUCUGACCGGAAUGCAGUCGGUAGCUCACUUGCCUAAGCAGGGGAGUGAAGAUCAUGGCCCGCCGGUCGACCAGUUGGUUCGUGACUACGACAACCUCUUCCGCCUAUUUUAUAAUCAUCCACCUCUCUUGAACAGUGUCAAUAUUGCCUCUGCCUACGCCGAAUGUAAGGCUCUGCUUGCAUUGGCGGAUAUGUACGACGCCUUGUCCGUCACGGGCCCCCGAGUAGAUCACCACCUUCUCGGAUUUGGCUCACGUCUGUUCAAACAAAUCGCCAAGUAUCCGCCUAGCUAUCUCAAGCUGGGCUAUCUGGCACGCAGCCGGGUGAUCUUCUCCGAAGCCCUGGUUCACGUCGUCGGCCAGUGGCCCGCCGCCUUACCGAAUUUGCGCAAUGCUUCCUAUGCGCCUCUCCCUAAUUCCGUCCUCGAUCUGAUCGAGGACAAAUACGAGGAUCUGGAAGACCUCAAGGCUCGCGUGGAGUCCAAGCUCUUCCGCCUGUCUCUGACCACCUCCCGCGGCGAACGUGUCGGCCCCUCAAAUGCAUACCUGGACUGGCUUGCCGUCUCCCUAUUCCGCCAGUGGCUCAUCGAGAACACCACUCCCCCACCGCCGCCUAUCCUCAAGAACUCCUCCAAUUCCAAUGGCACCGCCCCGCCGCCUGCGGUGCAAGGCUCCCAGACAGGCUCCUCUCGUCCCCCGACAGCGCCGGACCCGAGCGCCCGCGUGUACAAAUUGAUCGGUUCGUCACUUCCACAGGCAUACCUCUCCCACGACGAGAUCAAGCGCUUCCUCAAGCUCCAUCCGACCCCGUCCUCCGGCUCCCUGUACACCCGCGAGACCUUGAAACGCUUCGAGCGCAAGAUGGACGAGAUCAAACGGCUGGCCCGCGAGGUCGUGAAACCGCUCAUGCGCAACUUCCUCGAAUUGGAGCUGAAGAACACCGGCACUGACCAAGGCACCUCAAGUACCAACAACGGUACCGCGUCUCCCGGGUUGCCUUAUUUGACCUGUACCCGAGUCGAGGAGGCUGACUUGCCCUGGAACUAA